GAAUUCGAACGCACCUGGAACCAGAACUGAAACUGAAACAUCCAACUCCUCCACUCAUGAAUCCUCUGAUAGUGAUUAUGAAGUUGAGGAACAACAACUAGAAAAUCGAAACUUCCUAUAUUGA
This is a messenger RNA of Ambispora gerdemannii, 124 nucleotides long. The record is from the annotation of a GenBank genome assembly. Lineage: Eukaryota; Fungi; Glomeromycota; Glomeromycetes; Archaeosporales; Ambisporaceae.